Molecule: messenger RNA, 1902 nt
Organism: Pseudomyrmex gracilis
Lineage: Eukaryota; Metazoa; Arthropoda; Insecta; Hymenoptera; Formicidae
Product: tubulin beta-1 chain
Exons: 2
Coding region: 130-1473 (447 amino acids)
Biological process (GO): microtubule cytoskeleton organization; mitotic cell cycle
Cellular component (GO): microtubule; cytoplasm
Molecular function (GO): GTPase activity; GTP binding; structural constituent of cytoskeleton
Source: RefSeq, a predicted model, not a curated record
UACCCGUUUGAGCACUCGUGUCGUGAUCGCUGUGUCUGUCAAGUCGAUAGCAAUAAUCACCGUCGCGGUUAGACAACGAGAUAGAGUUUCCUUUUUGCGAGGUACCUUCACAAUCUUAAUAACAACACCAUGAGGGAGAUCGUCCACAUCCAGGCCGGCCAGUGUGGUAACCAAAUUGGAGCCAAGUUUUGGGAAAUCAUCAGCGAUGAGCACGGCAUCGACCCAACUGGAACUUAUCACGGUGACUCCGAUCUUCAGUUGGAGAGAAUCAACGUUUACUACAAUGAAGCGUCCGGCGGAAAAUACGUGCCACGUGCCAUCCUCGUCGAUCUGGAACCUGGCACUAUGGAUUCUGUACGUUCGGGACCGUUUGGACAGAUCUUUAGACCAGAUAACUUUGUGUUUGGUCAGAGCGGCGCUGGUAACAAUUGGGCUAAGGGUCACUAUACCGAGGGCGCUGAAUUGGUAGAUUCGGUUCUCGACGUUGUAAGAAAGGAGGCUGAAAGUUGCGACUGUCUGCAAGGAUUCCAGCUCACGCACUCCCUCGGCGGUGGUACCGGUUCCGGUAUGGGUACCUUGCUCAUCUCCAAGAUCCGCGAGGAAUACCCUGACAGAAUCAUGAACACGUAUUCCGUUGUGCCGUCACCGAAGGUGUCCGAUACAGUCGUCGAGCCAUACAACGCUACUCUAUCCGUGCACCAGCUCGUUGAAAACACAGACGAAACAUAUUGCAUCGACAACGAGGCUCUUUACGACAUUUGCUUCCGCACUCUAAAACUGUCAACGCCCACGUACGGAGAUCUUAACCAUCUCGUUUCCCUUACGAUGUCCGGUGUAACCACUUGCCUAAGGUUCCCCGGCCAGCUGAACGCUGAUCUCAGAAAACUCGCUGUGAACAUGGUACCAUUCCCACGUCUCCACUUCUUUAUGCCAGGAUUUGCACCUCUCACAUCUCGCGGUAGCCAACAGUACAGAGCGCUCUCUGUACCGGAACUCACCCAACAGAUGUUCGACGCCAAGAACAUGAUGGCCGCUUGCGAUCCCAGACACGGAAGGUACCUCACAGUCGCUGCCAUCUUCCGCGGUAGAAUGUCGAUGAAGGAGGUUGACGAACAGAUGCUCAACAUUCAGAACAAGAACAGCUCGUACUUCGUUGAGUGGAUCCCGAACAACGUGAAGACUGCCGUUUGCGACAUUCCGCCACGUGGUCUCAAGAUGUCGGCCACUUUCAUUGGCAACUCCACCGCCAUUCAGGAGCUGUUCAAGCGCAUCUCCGAACAGUUCACUGCCAUGUUCAGGAGAAAGGCUUUCCUUCACUGGUACACCGGCGAGGGUAUGGACGAGAUGGAAUUCACAGAGGCGGAAUCGAACAUGAACGAUUUGGUGUCCGAGUACCAGCAAUAUCAGGAAGCCACUGCGGAUGAGGAUGCUGAAUUUGAUGAGGAACAGGAAGCUGAAGUCGACGAGAACUAAGGGGGAGAAAAAAAAAUAGCAUCCCGCGGCGGAAGCAGCAGCAUUCUUGUCCUCUUCUUUCCUCUCUCAAUCGAGCGAUAACGCAACACACACCUCUCCUACCCUUCAUCCAUGCUUUCUAACUCGACUUCUACGUUAUCUCUCUUUUGUAUCUUUUUUGUAUGGACUUGUAUUUCGAAUUUUGCGGAGCGCGCGUGCUUUUCGUUUACCCUUCCUCCUCCCGUUUAUAAUACACACCGUGUACUCGGUGCGGAUAAUUCGAAAAGUUUCAGUUUUGAAUUAUUUUCUAUAAAGUAUUCCUUUAUAUAUAUAUAUAUCCUUCUUCACAAUAAAAUAAUUAUUUAAUUUACGCGCGCCUGUACAAUCAUCCAGUGUAUACCCGCUAAAAGCGGCCGCUUACCAUAUUUGAAUAAAUUAUUAUCAUACGAA